ACCCGGAACAGGCCCGCCCGGGGGACCCCGCCCGCCGGAGACCGAGCCCCGCCCCUCCAGCCCGCCCCCAGGCCCCGCCGCCGGCGCGAAGGGCCUGGGUCUUCGGGGCGGGACCUGGGCCGUAAGCCCCGCCCCCGGCUUCGGAGCCGUCCUCCCGCGCAGGCGCCUUGGGGCCCGCAGCCUCCCGGGUGGUGUCCCUGCCGCGGCCGCGGUGCUAUGGUGCCGCCGCCGCCUCUGUCGCCGCCUCUCUGCACGCUGCCGCCGGGGCCCGGGCCCCCGCGCUUCGUGUGCUAUUGCGAGGGGGAGGGAAGCGAGGACGGAGGCCGCGGCGGCUUCAACCUCUAUGUGACGGACGCCGCGGAACUCUGGAGCACCUGCUUCACGGCGGACAGCCUGGAGGCCCUCGCAGCUUUGGGGCGGUUCCGGAGUCUUGGGCAGCUGGUGACCAGCCCCUGUGCCCUGCAGAAAGCCCGUUUGGGCCUGAGUGCGGCUGAGGAGAUCACCCCCCGGUUCAGGGCGGCCUGUGAGCAGCAAGCUGUGACUUUCGCCCUGCGGGAGGAUGGAGCAUCCCUAACCCUUUCCGGGGGGCCCUGGGCCCUGGAUUUUGAGCUCUCCAAGGUGCCGGGCCCAGAGGCAGCCUCCAGGUUGCAGGCACUGACGCUGGGUCUGGCAGAGCAAGUGUGCAACUUGAAGAGGCAGCUGGCAGGCCUGCAGGCGGCAGCCGCCAGCCCCAAAAAGAGCCCUUGUCUGGCAGGGCCUCAGUUCUUCUUACCAGACCCCGACCCUCAGAGAGGCGGCCCUGGACUUGGGGUCAGGAGGCGGUGCCCAGGAGAGUCCCUCAUCAACCCUGGCUUCAAGAGAAACCAGCCAGUGGUGUAGACUUUGACAGCCCCUGAAGGCACAGCACAAAGUGUGACCCUGCCAGGAGUCUGCUCACGCGGUGGGGACAGCCCCUGAGACCCCACAGCCCGUC
Panthera uncia (snow leopard) is the source of this 973-nucleotide messenger RNA. It is a transcript of the gene PAXX, whose product is annotated as PAXX non-homologous end joining factor. The transcript is spliced from 7 exons. Gene Ontology annotation, molecular function: molecular adaptor activity. NCBI's taxonomy places the organism in Eukaryota, Metazoa, Chordata, Mammalia, Carnivora, Felidae. The record is from RefSeq and is a predicted model, not a curated record. Gene Ontology annotation, biological process: double-strand break repair via nonhomologous end joining. The coding region runs from base 217 to 879 and encodes 220 amino acids. Gene Ontology annotation, cellular component: nonhomologous end joining complex; nucleus; site of double-strand break.